GCCUGGCUCCCUCAGUCUGCAGCCAUGCGGGGUUCGGGCUGUUGGCUGGGCCUGGGCCUCCUCGCAGGCCUAGCCCUCGGAGCAGCGUUGCCCCCUCCGUGCCCCAGUGAGAUAUUCUGCUUCGGAUCGCUCCUGCGGCAAGUACAGAUGGCCAAGCUCUUCCCAGACGACAAGGAGUUUGUGGACAUGCCGCUGAACAAGGGGCCCAGUGAAGUGCUGCAGGAUUUUAAUCAGCUGGAAGAGAGGGAAGGACCCAACCUGACCCAGGCCCAGCUGAGGGCAUUUGUGGGCAAACACUUCCAACCCGCCGGGCAGGAGCUGGAAACCUGGGUGCCGGGAGACUGGAAGGACAGCCUCCCGCUGCUGCAGAACAUCUCUGACCCCGAGUUGAGGGCCUGGGCCGGGGCCUUGCAUGGGCUGUGGAAGAUUCUAGGGAGAAAGAUGAAGGACGAAGUGAGGAUCCAGCCGGAGCGUUAUUCCCUCCUCCCCGCCAAGAACCCAUUCAUCGUGCCAGGAGGCCGCUUUGCUGAAUUUUACUACUGGGACUCGUACUGGGUGAUGCAGGGGUUGCUCCUGUCUGAGAUGCCAAGCACAGUCAAGGGCAUGCUGCAGAACUUCCUGGAUCUGGUGGAAGACUAUGGUCACAUCCCCAACGGAGGCCGCGUGUACUACCUGCAGCGGAGCCAGCCCCCGCUCCUGGCCCUCAUGAUGGACCGCUACGUCGCCCACACCCAGGAUACGGCCUUCCUCCGGGCCAACAUCCAUCUCCUGGAGAAGGAACUGGACUUCUGGAGGCAGAACCGCACGGUGACGGUGACCUUGGGGUCGCGCUCCUACAAGAUGUUCCGCUAUUACGUCCCCUUUGGGGGACCCAGGCCGGAGUCGUACAGCAAAGACGCGGAGCUGGCCGAGCCACUGGGCCAAGCGGAUCGGGAGGAGCUGUGGUCGGAGCUGAAGGCCGGGGCCGAGUCAGGCUGGGACUUCUCCUCACGCUGGUUCGACCUGCGCCAGGAGGCCGGCACCCUUCGGGACACGCGGACUAGCCACACGGUGCCCGUGGAUCUCAACGCCUUCCUCUGCCAGGCCAUGGGCCUGUUGGCCAAGUUUCACACCAUACUGGGGAACCAGACACAGGCCCGGGCCUUCCAGGACCAGCGGGCCGAGUGCCAGGCCGCCCUGAGCGCUGUGCUGUGGGAUCCGCAGGCUGGCACCUGGUUCGACUACAACCUGGCCAAGGGGCAGCGGCACCAGGCCUUCUUCCCCUCCAACCUGGCUCCGCUCUGGGCCGGCUGCGCCCCAGGCCCGGAGGAAGGGGACAGAGCAGUCAAAUACCUGCAGGACAGCGGUAUCCUGAACUUCGGGAAGGGGAUCCCGACCUCGCUGAAGCAGAGUGGGGAGCAGUGGGACUAUCCCAACGCCUGGGCCCCCCUGCAGGAACUGGUCAUCACCGGCCUGGCCGAGUCGGGGUCCGAGCGGGCCGGGGCCGCGGCCUUCGUGCUGGCCCAGAACUGGAUCAGGACCAACGUGGACACCUACAAGCGCCACAAACACAUGUACGAGAAGUACGACGUGAGCGGCGACGGGGAGCCCGGAGCCGGAGGGGAAUACCAGGUGCAGGUGGGCUUCGGUUGGACCAACGGGGUGGCUCUGCAGCUCCUGGCUCGCUAUGGCGACCGCCUGACAUCGGGGACGGGGCAGCUGGCCCUACCCCCAGUGGCCCUGAUCCUCGGCCCCCUCCUCUACCUGCUGUGCUGAAGCACUCCCCCUCGAGCCCCACCGCCUCCC
This is a messenger RNA of Tachyglossus aculeatus (Australian echidna), 1785 nucleotides long. RefSeq names its product trehalase (gene TREH). The record is from RefSeq and is a predicted model, not a curated record. Gene Ontology annotation, molecular function: alpha,alpha-trehalase activity. Gene Ontology annotation, biological process: trehalose catabolic process. The coding region runs from base 25 to 1755 and encodes 576 amino acids. The transcript is spliced from 15 exons. Lineage: Eukaryota; Metazoa; Chordata; Mammalia; Monotremata; Tachyglossidae.